Daldinia vernicosa is the source of this 1833-nucleotide messenger RNA. RefSeq lists its product as uncharacterized. Gene Ontology annotation, biological process: regulation of DNA-templated transcription. Gene Ontology annotation, molecular function: DNA-binding transcription factor activity, RNA polymerase II-specific; zinc ion binding. NCBI's taxonomy places the organism in Eukaryota, Fungi, Ascomycota, Sordariomycetes, Xylariales, Hypoxylaceae. The transcript is spliced from 3 exons. The record is from RefSeq and is a predicted model, not a curated record. Bases 1 to 1833 code for a protein of 610 amino acids.
AUGACUAUAGGUAGACAGGCAGCACGUCAAGUUUGUAUAGCAUGCCGCUCGAAGGCAUCGGGUCUAAAAGCACCAUGCAAUCGUCCUGUGGAAGGCCACGGGUGCACUGCAUGUAAGCAGUAUGGCCUCCCUUGCAUAUUUGGCGAUAAUCCGCUACCUCCGUACCCUGGUCCUACUAGAGCACCAGUGUUAUAUUCAUGCGAUCAAUGUAAAGAGCUGGGCCUACGCUGCGAUUUCAAAAGACCGUGCGAUAGAUGUCACAAUGCUGGAACUAGGUGCACGGGAAGCAGAAGAUAUUGUUUCAUUCGCGAAGUACCAGGCGGCGACAUGUACGGCUACUAUCUUAACCUCGGAUUUGGUCCUAACGGGAUUAAUCAAGUUCUUCAAACACGCAAGUUUGGAUGGACUAUGCCUGCAGACUACCAUGUACAAUAUAUGAGGUGGAAAAACGAAGGAACUGUACCCCGUGAGGUAUUAGAACUACAAGGAGAAGAACCACUCCAGGACCAAUAUGGACGAAUCGUAGAGCUAGCACAAGACGCUGCCAAGCAUGGGGUCCCGGCUAACCUACCGGCAAUUAUGCAAAUCCUCAGUCGGGAUGUUAAGGCCGGAGUCCCAUUAAAUGAGUCUCAAGCUGCGCGAGAUCUCAUGUACUAUCUCGGUAAACAAACUGCGCCCAAUCCUAGAGCCCAUGAACGCCAAAUUGAGAUAAGCGAAUUCAAUAUUCUCUAUAACGAGGCAGACCUUCAAAGACUUAAUCCAGGCACACAGGUAGAGUAUUCUUAUAUAGCCCCUAUCAGAGACGCGGCCUUGGGUCCUGUUACCCGACCAGCAUCUCCUGGCCCUGCUCGCCCCAACUACUGGAUACCGUGGAAUACGAAAAGUGAUGCUAUGGUUAUCCACGACAACACAGCCGAAUACCCGGAGGGGCGACCUGAAAGAGUUAAUAUGAGUGCUAUUCGAAGAGAUCCCUUCAGGGAGCAUCCGAACGAAAAUGCACAAUGCGUGUUAUCGUCAAUUCCAUUCCUACGCAUGUGGGAUGAAGGGGAGAUGUAUCCUACCGCAAAACCAUGCGAGCAAGAGUAUAUGAUUGACUAUAUGGUUGGCGGAAAGUGCGGAAAUCCAACAAAAUGCGGAUGUGAAGAUACCACUCACGUAGGGGAUGGUGUCCCAAUUUGCGAUACCUGCGAAGAACAAAACCGUGAGAAAUUUUACAAGGAACUCGAAAUUACUGCCCCCCAAAUGAGACAAUACCUAUGCUAUGAAUGUUCAAUCAGCAUUCCACACUUACUUUUACUGGUUAAUCACAUGGGUUUUGAUGUUUAUUACGAAAACCCCACAGGAGUACAGUUGCCAGAUUUCGAAAGCCAUUCGCUUAUCAGUACAGGACUAACUAAAAAGGUAGGAGGUUGGAAAGGCGCUCCUUUAGAGAUAACGGGUUGUUCCUGCGGCGUUAAGCUACUAGGUCGUCGUCUGUGUAGCCCUCACAGAUUACAGCACUUACUAGACAUGCAAGAAGCUAUAUCGAAUAUGAAGAUAUAUAUCGACAGUAUGUACGGAAGAUCGGUUUGUCCCGUAUGUAAACAGAGGCCUGGCAUCAACGAGUACAACUUUGAAGGCCCACAAGGCGGAGAAGGUGUGUGUAAGGCGUGGAUGUGUUUGGUUUGUCACGGCUUCGUGUUAACCGAAAAUACUACUUCCGUAAUACCGAGAUUUCACCUGAAGCCGGGGGCGCCCAAACCCGCUCCGGCACCGUAUGGCAUCAGACCGGAGGAACUUGCAAUCGCGAAUGAUGAAAUACAGAAGAAACGCGAGCAGGAGAUGAUGCGUUAA